AUGAACGCGGCGGCGGCGGCGGAAACAGCAUAUGCGCUCCGUCCGCUUGAGCGCCCUCCGCCAAGCACACCUAGCGAUGCCCUGGAGGGUGCGUUCCGAGUCCACCUUUCGCAAAAAGACUUGAAAAACUUAGGCCUGAGCAGUGGCGACCUUGUACGGUUGAGAACGGCCGACUGUUUCAAAGGCUAUGCCGUGGCAUGGCUGGCCACUCAGACCAAUGCCGGGGGCAAGCCCAUAGCCAAAGUGUCUGACUUUCUACGCGCCCACUAUCAUCUCGAACUGACCGAUCGUGUGCUCAUCGACAAGGUGGUCGACUCUUUGAAGCCCCUCAGAUCAAUAGAGGUCGGCUUCUCGCAACCGUCUGAUCAACGAGCGAGCUUCUCUUCAGCUGAAGAACUCAUCUUCUGGGUCCGGUACGCCCUAGUGGACCUCGAUAUCGUUCUCCCGGGCUGCAGUUUCCCUGUGAACCCAAGAGGCUUGAGCCGUCCGCAGAAGGGCAAACUACGCAUGAUCGUGCACCGCAUCGAUCCUGCCCCAACAGAGAAGCACCCAAUGUACUUUGAUCCAGUUCUCACGCAGAUAUUAGCUUCAGCAGCCAUCGGCCCCCGUCGAAAUGUGCAGGAUCCGAAAAGAGUCUUGCACAUAAGUCAGGAUGGGAUCGGAGGCCUGUCUCCUCAAAUCACCGUCAUCAACAAGAGUUUAUUCUCUCUGACCCAUGUUCAAUCCACUAUGACCGAGAAGCGUCUCCUCGGACCAACUACCUUUUUGCUGCAUGGCCCUGAAGGAAACGGAAAGAGCCUUCUGCUGGAAAGGAUUGCAGAGGCGCCGUGGCAAGAGGUGUAUCGCAUCAAUGCUGAAACGCAUCACAAGAACCAGGCGAGAGCGAUCUCAGAGACCUUUCAGGCUGCCCUUGAUGACCAACCAAGUCUCAUUCUUAUGGACAAUCUGGACAAGUUCUUGGAGAAAGCAGAGACUCUAGUAACGCGGCUUCAAAUCGAAUUAGCCAAGCUGGAGGGUACACAGGUGGUGGUUGCUGCAGCUGCUCGCAGCAUAUAUGAUAUUGAUGCCCGUGUUCGCACAACCUCUGCCUUCAAAACGGAACUCGAAUUAUUCGCACCCAACGUGAAACAAAGAGAAGAUAUAUUUCGCCAAAUAUUGGGACCAGAUUGCGAAGAUGCAAAUGUCAAUUUCCAGAGUUUAGCAGAACGCUCACAUGGUUUUGUAGGGCGGGACAUCCAUAAGUUUUGUAGUCUUGCUAGAAAUCGGCGUCUGGAUCAGAUCUGUUCUUCACUAGAGGAGGACCAGAAAGACACGAUUGGCGAGGUGUUGGAUCAGUCGGAUUUCGUUACACAGGAGGACUUUGAUACUGUGAUUGAUCAAGUGCAGCCGACUGUAAUGAAGGAUAGCAUUCUCGAGGUGCCAAAAGUGAAGUGGUCAGACAUUGCUGGCUUGGACCACGUCCGUGCUUUACUCGAAGCCAUUACCGUCCGUCCAUUCAAACAUCCCGACCUGGACACCAAGUUUGGUGGGCCUUCGUUGCGUAAGGGCGUAUUGAUGUAUGGCCCUCCAGGGUGUGCUAAGACUUUGAUCGCCCAGGCGGUUGCAACAGAGACCAAUCAGAAUUUCCUCGCAGUAAAGGGUUCAGAGCUCAUCAAAAUGUACGUAGGAGAAUCUGAGCGAGCGAUUCGCGAUGUCUUUCGUCGAGCUCGUGCUGCAAAACCAUGCAUCAUAUUUUUCGAUGAGAUCGAUUCAAUCGGCAAAUCGCGCGAGAAGACUCAAGACAGUGGUUUAAACGUCGUCACCACACUCCUCAACGAAAUGGACGGCAUCGAAGCACUCAAAGAUGUCUUCAUAAUCGGUGCAACAAACCGGCCUGAUAUUCUAGACUCAGCACUCAUACGCACUGGCCGCUUCGAUGCGCAUAUCCACAUUGGCCUCCCGACCGAAGAAGCACGUCGGCAAAUCCUCCAGAUUCACACCAGGAAACGGCCCCUUGCAUCUGAUGUGAAUCUCGAGGUUAUUGCCGCAAGAACCAGGGGCAGUAGUGGCGCCGACAUCAGCGGACUUUGCUCAGUCGCCAUCGAAAUGGCCAUGUCUGAUUAUGAAAAGGAUCCAUCAAGGGAGCCGCAAAUCCAUAUGCAUCACUUUGAGCGGGCCCUGGAGCAGCAUGUACCGCAUACAGUAAAAGAAGAGGCGGAGCGGUAUGAGAACUGGAGACCGGGAAAGUCACUGUCGCAAGAUUGA
Molecule: messenger RNA, 2244 nt
Organism: Plenodomus lingam JN3
Lineage: Eukaryota; Fungi; Ascomycota; Dothideomycetes; Pleosporales; Leptosphaeriaceae
Cellular component (GO): cytoplasm
Molecular function (GO): ATP binding; ATP hydrolysis activity
Source: RefSeq, a predicted model, not a curated record